AUGAAUGAAAAACCUGCAGAAGGUACAGUUUGCCUGGUUUGUGGAGAUAUUGCUACCGGUAAACAUUAUGGAAUUUUUAGUUGUAAUGGAUGUAAAACAUUUUUCCGUCGUGCCGUUGUUAAUAAUAAAAAAUAUGAAUGUAUAGGAAAUGGAUUAUGUGAAAUUUCUAAAGGUGGAAGAUGUGCAUGUAGAUGUUGUCGAUUUUUAAAAUGUCUUAAAGUGGGUAUGGAUAAAGAAUCUAUUCAAAAACAUCGUGAUAGAAUUGGGUAUACAAAACGAACUAGAAAAGCAACAUCAAAAUCUUUUUUAAAUAAUGGAACAAAUAUUUAUGAUAAAAAAAUUGGUGGUUAUGAUAGUGAUAAUAAUAAUGAAAUUCAUAGUGAUAGUGAAGGUAGAUCAAGAAGUAUAACUGUAAAUAAAUCACAAUCAUAUUCACCAAAAUUGUCAUAUUCUAUUACAGAAAAUAUGAAAAUUUUUGAUCCUAUUCUUGAAAAAUUAAAACAACUUGAAGAAAAUUUUUCAUUACUUUUAAGUCGUGGAUCAAUUGAACCAUAUGCAUCAUUAAAUGAUGCUCUUAAUUCUCAAUCUAUAUUUAAUGGUCCAAUAAUGGUGACGUAUGAUGAUCCAAUAGUCCAACCACCAAAAGGAAGUGAUCAACAUAAAAUGCCAUUUUGGAGGUCAAGAAUUAUAGCUUUAUAUAUAGACUGGGCUAAAACAUUUCCUAUAUUUAAUAAACUUCCUUACUCUGAUAAAUCAGCUAUAAUUACAAAUCAUGCAAGUAGUUAUAUGAUAAUGUGUGAAGCAUUUAGAACACCUGAACACAUUUCUGAUAAAAUUGUUCAUCCAGAUGGGCAUUGUUUUACUCAAAAUCAACCAGAAAUAUUUAAACAUCUUCCAAAUUUUAAUACAUUAACUCCAAUAAUGACUGUAUGUAUAGAUUUUAUAAUGAAACCAUUUAGACAACUUUCCAUUUCUACAACAGAAUUUGCUCUACUCCAAGCUAUAAUGCUUUUUGAUCCUGAUACAGAUGGUUUAGAUUCAGCAUCUCAAAGAAAUAUAGGUGCUGAACAAAAGAAAUACCUUAAUGCUUUAUUUUAUUAUAUUACAACAACAUUAAAAGAUGAAGAUGAGGUAUCACAAAGAUAUGCAGAAAUUCUUCUUCGAAUACCAACAAUAAGAAAAGUAGCUGCUAAAAAAAAUGAAACAUUACAAAUAAUUGAUAUGUUUAAUUUUUAUACAUUAAAUAGUUUAGUUAAAGAAACAGCUCUUGGUAUGAAACCAGAAAAUCAAACUGUGACGCACUUUACUUUCACAAAUUCUAAUUCAUUAAAUGGUGGAGUUGAUUUAGGAAUCGGAGAAUAUUCGAAUCAAUAUGGGUGUACAGAGUAA
Molecule: messenger RNA, 1389 nt
Organism: Strongyloides ratti
Lineage: Eukaryota; Metazoa; Nematoda; Chromadorea; Rhabditida; Strongyloididae
Product: Transcription factor HNF-4 homolog
Exons: 3
Coding region: 1-1389 (462 amino acids)
Biological process (GO): regulation of transcription by RNA polymerase II; anatomical structure development; cell differentiation
Molecular function (GO): zinc ion binding; nuclear receptor activity; RNA polymerase II cis-regulatory region sequence-specific DNA binding
Source: RefSeq, a predicted model, not a curated record